AUGUCCGACUACGACCACCUCUUCAAAAUCCUCAUGGUGGGGGACAGCGGUGUGGGCAAAUCGUCCCUCCUGCUGAGGUUCACCGAUGAUACCUUCACGGACAACUUCAUCAGCACCAUCGGUGUCGACUUCAAAAUUAGGACCGUUAACCUUGAUGGCAAGGUUAUCAAAAUGCAGAUCUGGGAUACUGCGGGACAGGAGCGGUUCAGGACGAUCACGAGCAGCUACUACCGAGGCGCGCACGGCGUCAUCCUCGUAUACGACGUCACCGAUCAGGUGAGCUUCAACAAUGCGCGCCAGUGGCUGACUGAGAUCGAGCGGUACGCCUGCGGCAACGUCGUAAAGCUGCUCGUGGGCAACAAGAGCGAUCUCGUGUCCAAGCGCGUCGUCUCCACCGCCACCGGCAAGGAGUUCGCCGACCAGUUCCAUCUGCCCUUCAUUGAGGCCUCGGCCAAGGACGGCAGCAACGUCAAGCAGGCCUUCAUGACCCUCGUCAAGGAGGUCUACGAAAAGGUCGUUGGCGAUUCUGCUUCAUCGGGUGGCGGCUCUCUGGGCCAGUCAGACAACAACAAGGUCAACGUCGCUGCCGCCAAGCCGGAGAAGAAGAAGGGCGGCCUCAAGUGCAUCCUCUAA
This is a messenger RNA of Acanthamoeba castellanii str. Neff, 633 nucleotides long. Its product is annotated as Rasrelated protein ORAB-1, putative. Gene Ontology annotation, molecular function: GTP binding; GTPase activity. The record is from RefSeq and is a predicted model, not a curated record. Lineage: Eukaryota; Discosea; Longamoebia; Acanthamoebidae. The coding region runs from base 1 to 633 and encodes 210 amino acids. The transcript has 2 exons.